AUGGACCGACUGCUUAGCUACGCCGAGCUGACUGUGAGCUUCUUGUGGACCUUUGUCUCCGGCUUCUGGACACUCUCGAAGGUUCCUCGUGAGAUCCACACCAGCGUCGACUCCUGCAACAUCGAAGUCCCAAGAGAUGUGCUGAAGGAGUACAGCGAGCAGCUCGAAGCUUUAGCAGAGCGCCUCCGGCGACAUCUCCGGGAGCACGGUCCAACUCCUUGGGGAGGCCGGUCAGCUUUCGAGCUCCUCGUGGGGCAUCGUGCGCUUUGGGUCUUCGUGGCCUGCGCCACCUCGGACGUGAGGAUCUUCUUUGCCUUCGGCCUGCUCCAAUUCGUCCUGGCGCCCUUCUCACUGGCUUGCUCCUUGAUGAUCUUCAGCAUGUACUUGGUGCAGCUGGACCUACCCCUCUUGAUCUCAGCCUUGGUCCUGAGCGGUAUCGACAGGCUUGUCCCGGUCUUUUCCCUGGGCCACCUCAGUUCUCUGCCAACCUUCAUCAUAGAGAUCAAUUACAUGUUCGUGCUCUGGCUCUUAUUGGUAGAUUUCCUUGUGACAGCCUGCUUCGCCUGCUGGCGAUGCCCAGAUGGCAAGCCCAAGCAGCUACCACUAGGAAAACAGCUGUACCACAUGGCUUGGGGCACCUUCCAGUCUAAGACAUACCUUGUGCUGGUGCUUCUCAUGUGCCGGGGCCAGCCUUUGAACUUGGCUUGGCUGGUUUACGAUUGGGCCUUCGGGGUAUCUCCUCUGCCGAACAAUUACCUUCAGCAAACUCUCUUGUCAUGGGAGUGUUUCUUCUACCAUACCCACAGAAUGGCACACCUACCUGGUGUCUACGAGCAGGCGCACCGUCUGCAUCACUUCCUUCCCGAUGGCACUGCCUGGGAUGCACACGUCUUUAGUGGCAAUGGGUUUCCGGAGGAGUGGUUUACUCUGAUGUUCGACAUCUUCCUUAUGGUAUCCCUCGGCUUGCCACCGUCGUUCAUGACCAUCAGGACGAUGAAGUAUCAGCUUCUGAACAAGAUCGGGCACCAGAGGCUGGAGGUUGCCCCGCAAGCGGACGAGUACCAUGCAGACCAUCACCUGCACCAUCGACGAAACUACGGCUUCAACAAGCCGAUGCUGGACAUCAUCUUUGACACCUACAAAACCAGCGGCAAGACGGAGCUGGAGGUAAAUGGUGUGCUUUACACAAAGGAGGUGAAGCAAGACCAUGUGGUGAUUCACAUGAAAGUCGUGAAACCCGAGAUGCCCCGGGCGUCUCGACAGAGUCUGGCAGGGUGGCAGCUUACGGCGGCUCAAUUCCUCCUCUGGUGUCGUGAUGCCACGACGGGCAGGUUUUGA
This is a messenger RNA of Symbiodinium sp. CCMP2592, 1338 nucleotides long. The record is from the annotation of a GenBank genome assembly. NCBI's taxonomy places the organism in Eukaryota, Dinophyceae, Suessiales, Symbiodiniaceae.